Messenger RNA from Aphanomyces invadans, 988 nucleotides. RefSeq lists its product as hypothetical. The transcript has a single exon. Lineage: Eukaryota; Oomycota; Saprolegniomycetes; Saprolegniales; Verrucalvaceae. The record is from RefSeq and is a predicted model, not a curated record. Bases 49 to 933 code for a protein of 294 amino acids. Gene Ontology annotation, molecular function: phosphatidylinositol binding.
CGACCGGCCCCGCUCUUCGGUGCAUGCCCGAACGCUUAGGCUGCUGCCAUGGUCACUUCAGUCGUCUCGUUCAUGUCCGUCGAAAGCACCCUCCAUCCUACCAAACAACUCGACGGCUCCAACUCGUCGAUUGCGACGGCGUCGACGGCCUCCAGUGAAUCGGCGGCGCCCACGUCGUUGCACGACGCAUUUCACCGCAGCAUCUCAGCGCCGACCGAGCGUCUACCAGCCCCCGAUCGCCGCUUCCAACGCAACGUCCUCCACCUCCGUGGCUCGUUGGACGAGUCGACAACCAACCUACACGCCACUUGCUUUGACACUAGCAACGAAGACGACGAGUGGGGCUGGUUCGAAGAUAUCGACGAUGUCCACGUCAUUCCUCCUCCGACGACCAAGUCCAAUGCGACGGAACCUUCGCGUCCUACGCAGUCGGUCCCGACCAGUCCGGACAUUCAAGCGCUGUACACGUCCGACAUUGUUCCUCAGCGCCAUGUCAUGAAGUCAUUUCCUCCGCUUGUGGACCUUUACUUUGAGCCUCCAUUUGCUUCCAGUGGCUUUUCGUGGCUUGCCCAUCUCAGCCCCCGACGACCCCAAGCCGCCCGCCUCGAAAUCCGAAGCUUUCGUAUCGUCGAAGAUGCCAACGGAUACGAUCGCCACGCCGAGUACUGCAUCCAAUGCUGGAUUGGCGAGGCCUACCACAGCGUGUGGAAGCGGUUUGCUGCAUUCAAGCGGUUUGCGUACACGCUGAAAAUGAACGGAUCCCGGCGCACUCUCCGCGCUUGGAGCGACGUGCUUGACCGGUCGUCGUGGUUCCGGUCGCUGGACGUGACGUAUCUGCACCAAAUGUGCUGCCACUUGGAGACUUUUGCGCAAGUGUUGCUGCUCGAGGCGCACACCCCGUACGACUUGGCUCGGUUCCUCGACGCGGCAUGACCACCGUCCGAUGUAAUUUAAUUCCAAUAUUUAUACAUAUUGCCCAAUCUGUCCA